Molecule: messenger RNA, 573 nt
Organism: Rosa rugosa (rugosa rose)
Lineage: Eukaryota; Viridiplantae; Streptophyta; Magnoliopsida; Rosales; Rosaceae
Exons: 6
Coding region: 1-573 (190 amino acids)
Biological process (GO): proteolysis
Molecular function (GO): cysteine-type peptidase activity
Source: RefSeq, a predicted model, not a curated record
AUGGCCAACAAGCUAGAAGUAUCAAAUCGUGUACUUGUGUUUUACAUGAGCUACCUUCAUGAAGUCUUGAAGAAGUGUAAGAUGGUGGAUAUGGUUGCCUUUGUCGAUCCUGAUCAUAUUGGUACACUUGGGUGUGGAAAUCCCACUGAAAGUGCUUGGUCUUUGUCAGAUCGGUAUAGGCAAGGGAGGUUAGGGCAAAUCUUUGUGGUUCCAUAUAACUUGGGUGCUCAUUGGAUGUUGACGGUUGUGAACCUAAAUGAAGAAGUCGUGCACUUCAUGGAUUCACUUAAAAGGCGACUCGAUACUGGGGAAUGGAAAUCUAUUGUCAACAACUUCAUUAAAAUCUAUAAUGCCCACAAGAAUCGGAAAGGAAGGAAAGGUAUUCUGGAGCAAAAAAAUGACAAGACUUGUGGAUAUUUCAUUAUGCGUUACAUGAAAGAAAUUGUGGAGGACAAGAACUUGGAUUUUAGCAUUAAGUGGGGAACGGGGUCAAAUUUGGUUUACACAGACAAAGAUAUUGAUGAGAUCCGAGCGGAAUGGGCUAAGCAUGUUUUGAAGUUCCCAGAAAAUUAA